AGUCAACUCACUCCCUAAAGUUCACCUAAAAGAUUCGGAUCAAAGAGUCGACUCAUCACAGCGACACAUCACUAGUGCUCAGUGUCCCGUUUUACCAGAUUGUGAAUGGUGUCCUCUGGUAAGUCUUCUCCUGCUCUCGUUAUUCUUACAUGUCUUAAAGAACCCAGAGAGAUUUCAGUAUGAUGACGUCAGACGAGAUCAAGUGUGAGGACGUGGAACCCGUGGCAGGUUCCAGUAGUCCGGAGCAGUCCUCUGAACAGCUGGAAAACGAAAUGCACAUCUGCUCACGGUGCGGAAAAAGUUUUCCAGACCAGAGUCACCUCCAAACGCACCAGUGCAUUCACACUAAAGGGAAGCCGUACCAGUGCUCGGAGUGCGAGAAGAGCUUUAACGACCGCAGUAGUCUCAUAAAGCACCUGCGGAUUCAUACAGGAGAGAAGCCCUAUCAGUGCUCCGAGUGUGGGAAGUGUUUCACUCAGAAAGGUCAUAUCACCAAACACCUCCAGAUUCACACCCAAGAGAAGCCAUAUCACUGCUCGCUGUGUGGUAAAAACUUUAAUUACCUCUGCAAUCUCCAGCGACACCAGCGCACUCACACGGGAGAGAGGCCCUAUCAGUGUUCACAGUGUAAGAAGAGGUUCAGUGAGAAAGACGGCCUCAUAAGACACCAGCGCAUCCACACAGGAGAGAAGCCAUACGAGUGUUUGGAGUGCGGGAAGAGUUUCACUGAACGCGGAAGUCUGUUAAAACACCAGAGAAUCCACACGGGGGCCAAGCCGUUCGAGUGCUCGUACUGCGAAAUGAGUUUCACGCAGAGGUGUAAUCUCCAGCAGCACGAGCGCAUUCACACUGGAGAUAAACCCUUUUACUGCCUCGAGUGCGGGAAGAGCUUUAAUCGGGAGACGGCUCUCCAGGUACACCAGUGCAGCCACACGGGGGAGAAGCCCUAUCACUGCCCGGAGUGCGGCAAGAAUUUCAGCGACCAGAGUAAUCUCAGACAACAUCGUCGCAUUCACACGGGAGAGAAGCCGUACAUCUGCUCCCAGUGCGGGAAGGGUUUUACACAGCACUGUCAUCUCCAGGUCCACCAGCGCAUUCACACCGGCGAGAGGCCCUUUCCCUGCCCCCAGUGUGGGAAGAGUUUUACACAGCAGUGUCAUCUCCAGCGCCACCAGCGCAUUCACAUGGGUGAAGUUGUAUCGGAGCUGAUAGUGUGGGAAGAUCUUUACAGAUCGAUGUCACCUCCAGGAACUCCAGCACCUUCAGAGAGCGGUGAAGCGUAUUGCUGUUUCCGGUGUUCUCCUCCUGUCUUCUGUUUUCCACAUCUCAAAUUCACCUCUGCAAGAACGUCAAGAGAUCCGACUAGGAUGAAAGUAUCUGAGAUUAAGCGUGAGGCUCCUGACCUCACAGAGAGCUCCGCUAGCCAACAAACAUCGUCCGGUUCUUUCUACACGAACUCCUCACACGCUCCGGCGCAGAGAGAAAUUCACCACUGUUCAGACUGUGGGAAGAGUUUCACUCGAAAGAGUCAUCUGAAGGAACAUCACCGGAUUCACACGGGAGAGAAACCCUAUCUGUGUCCGCAGUGCGGGAAGAGUUUCUCUGUGAAGAGCAACCUGGAACAACACCAGCAGAUUCACACAGGAGAAAAACCCUUCCUGUGUUCACACUGUGGGAAGAGCUUCACUCAGAAGAGCACUCUGAAAAAACACCAGCGCAUUCACACGGGGGAGAAACCCUAUCAGUGUCCACAGUGUGGGAAGAGUUUUAUCGAGAGAGGAAAUCUGAUUAAACACCAGAGGAUUCACACGGGAGAGAAGCCGUAUCGCUGUUCACACUGCGGGACCAGUUUCACAGAGAGGAGCGCUUUACAGCAACACUUACGCAUUCACACAGGAGAUAAACCGUAUCGCUGCUCAGACUGUGGGAAGAGUUUUAACCGAGGGAAUACUCUGCAGGUCCACCAGCGCAUUCACACCGGAGAGAAGCCAUAUCACUGCUCCGAGUGUGGGAGGAGUUUCACCAGACAGAGCAGCCUGCAGGUACACCAGCGCAUUCACACCGGGGAAAAGCCCUACUUCUGCUCCGAGUGUGGGAAGAGCUUCAGGGACCACAAGAACUUUCAGCGUCACCAGCGCGUUCACACAGGCGAGAAACCUUAUUACUGUUCGGAGUGUGGGAGGAGUUUCAGCGAUCAGAGGAACUUUCAGCGCCACAAACAAACACACACGGCUGACAACGAGGACAUGUUGGCGUUCUUCUGUUUCACUGGUGUCUUGUCUGCUCCUGCUUUCCUGUUUCCUUCACAUCGUAAUUUUGCCUCCACAUUACGAGACAAAACCGGGAUGAAGUCAGGCGAUAUUAAACUGGAGAAUCUGGAACCCACAGAGAGCUGCAAUAGUCACCAAGGUUCGUCUCGUAGUUUCUACGCUAACGCGUCUUACAGACGAGGAGAAAAAGAUAUUCACGAGUGUUCGUACUGUGGGAGGAGUUUCAAUCAGAAGAGUAGUCUCAAAAAACACCAGCGAAUACACUCGGGGGGGAAGCCGUAUCACUGCCCGCAGUGUGGGAAGGGUUUCAGUCAAAAGGGUAAUCUCACCGAACACCACCACAUUCACACCGGUGAAAAGCCGUAUCCCUGUUCCCAGUGUGGGAAAAGUUUCCGUCAAAAGAGCAAUCUCCAAAAACACCGACGUCUUCAUGCGGAAGAGAAGAAGCCAUAUCGCUGCUCCCAGUGUGGAAAAGGUUACAGUGAACCGAAUCACCUGAAAGAACACCACCAAAUUCACACAGGAGAAAAACCAUAUUCCUGUUCCCAGUGUGGAAAAGGUUUCAGUCAGAAGAGCAAUUUCCAGAAGCACCAGCGAGUUCACACUGGAGAGAAGCCGUAUUACUGCUCGCUGUGCUGGAAGAAUUUUAGCAGCCACCGUAAUCUUCAGAUACACCAACGCGUUCACACUGGAGAGAAGCCGCACCAGUGUCCACUGUGUGAGAAGAGUUUCGCACAUAAGAGUACUCUCCAACAACACGAGCGCCUCCACACCGGAGAGACUCCGUAUCACUGCUCCGACUGUGGGAAGGGUUUUCCACACAGGAACAGUCUCCGUCACCACCAGCGCGUUCACACUGGCGAUAAACCGUAUUGCUGCUCACAAUGUGGGAGGAGCUUUACACAGAGGAUAAGUCUACGACAGCACGAAUAUGUUCACACGGGAGAAAAGCCGUAUCGGUGCUCGCAGUGUGGGAAGUGUUUUACACAAAGCGGUACUCUCCGACAACACCAGCGCAUUCACACUGGAGAGAAGCUACAUCGCUGCUCCCAGUGUGGAAAAAGUUUCACCCAGCAGAAGAGUCUCAGACAACACCAGAGCGUUCACACGGGAGAGAAACCAUAUCAGUGCUCACAGUGCGGUAAAAAGUUCAAACGAAGAGCUCAUCUCCAACAACACCAGCGCCUUCAUGCUGGAGAGAAGCAGCAUUCCUGUUCAGAGUGUGUGAAGAGUUUUACUAGUCUGAGUGACCUCCAGCAGCACCAGUGUGUUCACACAGAUAUGAAUCUAUGAAUAUAUAUAUAUAUAUAUAUAUAUAAAAUUGUAUGUGUUUGUGUUGUAUCUUGUAUCUGUCUAAGCUUCUGUAACACAGGAAUUUCCCUCAUGUGAUCAAUAAAGUAUAUUUAUCUCUCUAUCUAGUGGAUACUGCAGGUCUCUCAGCUGUAAGAAGCAGUGUAGGACGUUUUCAGAAAUUCCACAAUGAACCCAAACUUAACAAAGCUGUCCAUUUAACACAUUAGUUCCCGGAAGAACACGGUGUCUGAUGUAAAUAGUAAAGUGCAUUAAUAAAAAAAUGGAGAAUAAAAAGAG
Messenger RNA from Hemibagrus wyckioides, 3860 nucleotides. RefSeq names its product zinc finger protein 271-like. Gene Ontology annotation, biological process: negative regulation of transcription by RNA polymerase II. Gene Ontology annotation, molecular function: DNA-binding transcription repressor activity, RNA polymerase II-specific. The transcript has 4 exons. The coding region runs from base 180 to 3563 and encodes 1127 amino acids. Lineage: Eukaryota; Metazoa; Chordata; Actinopteri; Siluriformes; Bagridae. The record is from RefSeq and is a predicted model, not a curated record.